UAGUGUGUUGCUACAUUAGGAAAACAGCUGACUGCUUCACAUUUUCUAUUUAAUAUUUCAGUUUAUAUUCAUAGUUUCUGCCAAGAGAGAUAAUUUCAGAAAUUUAAAUAAAAACAAUGAGUGUAAUCAAAUAUAUUGGCCGUACAACCGAUUUUCGCGGCAAGACGCUGUGGGAGAUAGUAGGAAAUCUACGUGACUUCGGUGUUGGCCGGUUGGUAAUACGUAACAAAUUCCAACGAUAUGAAGAGCCCUGCUAUAUGCGUAUACUUAAAGUAGAGGUUACACCACAUGACCCAGCAAAGGAUCCUAUACGUAAAGUUGCUGUAACGGUAGAAAAAACAUGGCGUGGCGUAGUGAGUCCAAAUCCAGUCACCAUAUACAGAACUAGUUACAAGCCAGACUACGAACUUAUUCCCAAAGAAGAUGAACCAAAAUAUAUUAACAACACGAAAAAAGUGACGGAGAAAUUAUUAGCAGACAAAAUCGAAUUUCCCCCACUGUUUCGUGAAUAUAUUCGACAGGAGACUGGUACUCAGGAGCCUACAAUGAAAGUCCAUCACAAAAAAACACAUAAUAAAAUAGUACGCUUAGUUACCGAAGGAGAAAAACCGACUAUUGAAUGCACAAUGGGCUUAGGUACACCAGCGAGUCCGAAGCUAUAUGAAGGCUUGUUAUAAACCUAUACACAUAUGCAUGUAUUUUAAGUUACCGCUUACUAAAAUACAAUAAGUUAAAAAAGCAAA
Molecule: messenger RNA, 743 nt
Organism: Anastrepha ludens (Mexican fruit fly)
Lineage: Eukaryota; Metazoa; Arthropoda; Insecta; Diptera; Tephritidae
Exons: 2
Coding region: 117-677 (186 amino acids)
Biological process (GO): mitochondrial translation
Cellular component (GO): mitochondrial small ribosomal subunit; mitochondrion
Molecular function (GO): structural constituent of ribosome
Source: RefSeq, a predicted model, not a curated record